This is a messenger RNA of Miscanthus lutarioriparius, 738 nucleotides long. Lineage: Eukaryota; Viridiplantae; Streptophyta; Magnoliopsida; Poales; Poaceae. The record is from the annotation of a GenBank genome assembly.
AUGGCGCAGGAUGAUCCGGUUGUUUCUGCUCAGUGGCUGCACGAGCACCUAGGAAUGCCUGAUGUCAAGGUUUUGGAUGCUUCCUGGUACAUGCCAGUAGAGAACAGGGAUCCAUGGGAAGAAUAUCAGGUGGCACACAUCCCUGGUGCGCUAUUCUUCGACUUAGAUGGCAUAGUUGAUCGGACAACUGAUUUACCACACAUGUUGCCAUCAGAAGAGGCUUUUGCAGCAGCAAUUUCUGAGCUGGGUAUAAAAAACCAGGAUAAAGUUAUUGUUUAUGAUGGAAAGGGAUUCUUCAGUGCACCUCGUGUUUGGUGCCCUGAUGAUGCAGUUCUGAAAUCAAAUGCUGCAAAUAAGGCUGUCGAAAGGGUUUAUAAUGGUGAACAGAAAAUUACCCACAUUCAAAUUCGCAGAUUUGAUGGUGUAGCACCAGAACCACGGAAAGGGGUAAGAAGUGGACAUAUACCAGGAAGCAUCUGUGUUCCAUUCCCUGAGAUGUUCGAUGGUGCACCAAACCUUCUCUCUUCAGAUGAGCUGCGGCAAAAGUUUCAGCAAGCAGGAAUUUCCCUAGACCAAUCCAUUGUUGUCACUUGCGGAUCUGGCGUGACUGCAUGCAUACUUGCUCUGGGGCUCUACAGGAUUGGAAAGCAUGAUGUUCCAGUUUACGAUGGAUCUUGGACAGAAUGGGAAGCACAAUCAGAUUCCGAUUACCCAAAAGUUACCGCUCCUGCUUGUUAA